GAAAGAACAGAAUAGUUUAGCUUCCUGCUCCGGGUUGCAGUGUCGUGUGUAUACCAAAACGGACGAAAUGCUGACCCGGUUGGCCCGGCUCAGACCCAUUUUACCCCCGUCUCCCCUGCACCGAGCGGUCCGGCUCGUGUCGCAGUCGCAGCCGUCCGGCGCUGCCGGCGCGACGGCCGUGACGGAGGUGCCGUCCGCCGCCCAGAGCCACAGCCACGGCGAGGUCAGCCAGUAUGUCAAGAACCCAGACUACCAUGGGUUCUCCAGUGAUCCAGUGGUUGACGAGUGGAACAUGAGGGGCGCCUUCUUCUUUGGCAUCUCAGUGGCACUUGUUAUCGGGGGAACCUUUCUGCAUUACUUACCAGACCACGGCAUGCGGCAGUGGGCCAGGAGGGAAGCAGAGCUUCUGAUCAAGCAGAGGGAGCAGGAGGGCCUCCCUCUCAUGGAGGAAAACUACUACAACCCUGACAAAAUAGUUCUUCCAGCCACUGGACAAGAGUAGGAUGUCCAACAUCCUCCACUUCAUGUAACAUGUAUAAUGUAAUAAAUGCUGUACUUGUAAUUGUGUAAUCCUUUGUGGACAAUAAGUUCUUUCAACAGCAACCUGAAUGUUUAUUAAUUGUUAAUCAAAUGUAAAUCUGCAAUUGUUUGUUCCACAUAUGGCUGAAGAUGCUAUGAAGAAGUAUAAAGCUUGUGUUUUGUUCCGUACGAUGUCAGCUUGAGAGAUUUAUCCACAUUCAUUUCACGCUCUCAAGUAAUCUUGGAAAUGGGUCAACUAGCAAGCUAGCUGCACCUGGGGAGACAAUAUGCAGCAAAAAAUAAAUACAUUUGAUUGAACCUUGCCAUGUGGCUUCACUGAUAUGACAUGUUCAUGUUUGCUGCUGAAGCGUACAGGGGAGGAAAUUAUGUAAAAAGAACACACUGCUGAAUAGCAUAUAAUUCAUAUGAUAAAAUAACAAUGAAAAAUAUAUACGAGUACAUUUUAUCAUCAUUUUCCUUACAAUUUCUGCAUAACUCUAUAUACUCUUCCAAGAAUAUAAAAUGAAUCAACAAAUUAAUUCAAAUGAAAAUUGUAUUUUCCCAGUUGUGCCCACACCACGUCUUUGGGUCAUCCAUAUUUUUCCAUUUGUAAUAUUUAAUUAAACUUGAAUUAACAC
Myripristis murdjan (pinecone soldierfish) is the source of this 1157-nucleotide messenger RNA. It is a transcript of the gene ndufb11, whose product is annotated as NADH:ubiquinone oxidoreductase subunit B11. NCBI's taxonomy places the organism in Eukaryota, Metazoa, Chordata, Actinopteri, Holocentriformes, Holocentridae. The transcript has 3 exons. The record is from RefSeq and is a predicted model, not a curated record. Gene Ontology annotation, cellular component: respiratory chain complex I. The coding region runs from base 68 to 502 and encodes 144 amino acids.